GUGAGGGUGUGCUGAUCGGGAAGCAGUUGGUAGAGCGCGUUGUGCCAUACAGCACUGCGACACCCCGCGUCGGCCGCAGUUCUCGGGGUGGCAGAUAUAAUCGCAGCCCAGUGCCGAACUCGGCACAUCGUCGAACGCCUGGGGCCGAGUGGAUGCUUCCCUCAAGACACUCGAGUGCGCGAAAGAGAAAGCAGGAAGAACUCGAUGAAAUUAUGGGGAGUAAGAGCCGUCGCAAGCGGGGACGUUCGUUGCUUUCGUCUGACGAGGAGGACGAAGCUGGUGACGAGGAUGAAUUAUUCCAGACCAGAGUUUCCAUUUGUUCCAACGGAGGCACCAACCAGACUGAGCAAAACCUCGCAGUUUCAUCUGUCCACCAUCAGGACAUCGACCCAGCCAGAAAAAGUCUGGUUUUUGACGACACGGAGGAAGACGACAUUGAAAUGCAGCCUGUGCAGCAACAGGACAGUGCAUUCGGGUCCGCGUCUCUCCGUAAGGGAACGAAAGCGUCUCGGAAGCCUUCAGGUAUUCCUUCAUCAGGAUCCAAGAAACACUCCGCUUUGUUCGCCCGCGGUGGCGUCUUUGGGCGCGGCGCAACCAUCCGCGGUCGCGACCGCACAGCCGUGGUCAUACCUCGAAGUGAGGGAAAACAGGUGUCCAGUGCCAAACGCGUGCUAAACUUACGGGAAGAUGAGGAUAUGGAUUUACUGGACGCACACCAUCCGCCUAUGCAUGACAGCGGUAUGUGUCCUCCCUCAAGUGUUGGACCUUCUGCUAUGAUGCCGGGGGGUAUAACAAACGCAUCUGCAGCAACUUUUUCUAGCUCUCCUUCCCUCGCACCAGGCUCGUCUUCGUCUACUUUAUUUGGUACUACCUUUACUUGCUCGAUCUCGCUCUCGGGAGAGCCACAGGAGCACCACGAACCCGGAGGUCACAUCAUCGAACUAACAACCGGAGAGACAGUGUCAUCUCGUCUGUUUGAAGACGAUUUAGUGGUGCCGCCCGGGAGUAAUGGGGCAGAGCGGGAGAGUACCUCCAGCAUGGACGUUGAUGAAGGCGCCAAACCGUCCUUGUUUUCUCACCAGGCGGCUCCCGUCAAAUCUGUAUCUGCGCGAGAGGAAGUCCCACCCACUCAGCUUCCAUCCGCGCUGGAGGGAACGGAAGCAUAUAGUGAACGCCGCGACAGUCAAUGUAAAAGUUCCGCGACAACAUCAACGAGAAUGCCAGCUCCAUUAGCCUCAGCAACCCCUGCGAAUCUGGAAGCAUCUCCAGUUUUUUCUUCGAGCGCCAUUAACGCUCCUAUGGCUAUGGCGUUACAGUCGACAACAGCGAAUUCGGAGCACAAUGGAUCUCGCGGGUCGACGGUUAACGACCGCGAAGCACGACGCUUUUGUGAGCGGUACACAGUCCUUGAAGAGGUUCGCCCAGAUCUCGAGACUUCUGAUGGUGAGGCGCUACCUUUACCAGAGCCCGUCGAACUCGAUAUGCUCCCGCCAGAAGGCGCGGCUGCUGCCGGAGACUCUUCUACUUCCGUGAAUGUCGAGGUAGCAGGCGCAGUAGAUAUCGAUGCCGUUCCUGAUCAUACCAAGACCCAUGGGAGCAUCGCUGCUGGUAUUAGUAGCUCAUCCAGCGCUGCGCUUCGACCUUGUGGCGCUGCAUCUGGUGUCGCAGGAGAACACGACGGCUCCGGCAGCAUAGAAGACAGUGCGCGGAGCCGUGUAAGAGGUGGCUUUGACGAGGAGUCGAAUCCUGACGUGCACUGGAAAUUGAAGCAAAUAGAUGAGGCACGUGCGCGCAGAGAAAGCCGCGAACAGCGAGGUGCAAGAACAAUCGGGGAGUUCUCACUCUCGCUUACUGCACAACCAAGGACCGCAUGCAUCACUAGGCUAGCUGAACCGGAACCGCAGGACAUCAAAACCGCAGAGCCAGAGCCGGCCGAAGAAAAUAAAAUGAAUCUUCCGACAGCGUCUUUGAAGCGCCCACGCUCGGAAAUCGAAAGCGGAGAGGGCGCACUGACAGCGAAAGCCACUUCAUUGUCUUUUGGUGGGAAAGUCGCUGUCUCGGUCCUCUCUAAUACCGAUUUACAACGAGUGGCGAGGCCAAGGGUCGAGAGCGUCGAUGCUUCACGUCGUGGCCAGCGAUUCAGCUGCGUCAGCAGCAGAAGCAGCGAGAUCGAUACCACGAACAUCGACAGCGAUCUAUUUUUUUCGGAUGUCGCGUCUUUGCCUCCAGUGAACCCACUAGCAAAGAAGCUGAAGCAUGGUGUUUCGAUUGCGAAAGUAUCUUCAGGACCCAGGUCGCCCCUCCGUGGUGGCGUUGGUGCACGCGCAGCAAAUUCUACUGGUGGCAACAUCAUUCCACCAUCUCCCCGCAAACCUAGUAAAGGGGACGCGGCUCUCCUUCGAGUGGCCGGAAGGAAGAUGAAGGAGCAGAACAUGUCAACAUCUUCAUCAAGUGGUCAAGCGAAUCUUCAGAUGAAGAUAAAUUCCUCGCCUCGUUCUGGUAGUAAUGCAUCUCGUGGGCGGUCGACUGGUGAUGCUGCUUCGGCUGAUGCGACUGUUGCCGCUUCGACAUCUUCAGGACUUGCGGACUUUCAGAGAAAAAUGGACAGCCUAUUAGGAACUACUACUACUAGUGCAUCGCAGCAUGUCAACAAGCCUGAAGUUGUGUCAUCUGCAGGUCCGUCCUCGACCGCACCAGUAGUUCAAGGCAGAAGCAGUGGAACAGGCCCAGGCGGCGUUGCUCAUGGGGGCACACUUCGCAGCGCGCCGCAGCAUGGUGCUAGCUUUCAGCCAUUGCGUAAGCAGGUUGCGCAAACAAAUAAGUUGUUGGCACAUCAGGGAAAGAUGGAGGUGAUCAAGGCAAAGAGGGCUGCGCCUGCUGAGGCUUUGAGCCGGCGUACCAUACAGGCCAGACUUAAGAACGCUAUUAGCCAAAUGGGAAGCGGAGUUCCGUUGUCUGGCGCUGGCGGUUCAGGCAUGAUGGGCAAUAAGGCGUCUAGCCACCCUUGUUCUUCUCAUUCCACUUCCAGUGCGGGUGCGGCGCGACCUCUCACGGGUGGUUCGCGAGUGCUCGGCGGAGGAUGUUCGACGAAAAACAGUAUCCUGCGGCAGGCAGCAGAAGAACAGCAGCGGCAGCUCCAGCACCGAGGCAGGACUACAAAAGGAAGCGUGGUCGCGGACUAUGUUCAAGAGCAAAGUGAAACCAAGAACCAUGACCCCCACCAUCUUGACUCUUCUUCGAAGAUUCCGACAGUGAAGGAGCUGGAGGCUGCGUCACAGAAGAUUGCCGAUGUUUACAAUGCGUCACUUUUGCAAGCCACAACAGACGGACCCAGCGAACGCUUCAAGCUGCGAGAGUAUCGUAGGGAUCAGCUACAACAAGCAUCCGGUGUCCCUGCUCCCAUCCUUGCGUGGCUCGAGCGCCUAGACCAAAUUCGAAUUUGCGGGAACAUGGUCUUCUUCACUCUGAACAAGUCCAGCGCUGCGAUGCGCUCAUGA
Amoebophrya sp. A25 is the source of this 3497-nucleotide messenger RNA. The record is from the annotation of a GenBank genome assembly. NCBI's taxonomy places the organism in Eukaryota, Dinophyceae, Syndiniales, Amoebophryaceae.